Molecule: messenger RNA, 5159 nt
Organism: Xenopus laevis (African clawed frog)
Lineage: Eukaryota; Metazoa; Chordata; Amphibia; Anura; Pipidae
Product: KIAA1210 L homeolog
Source: RefSeq, marked predicted
UGAAACUAUAAUGGCUGCAAACACAACAGAAGGAAUACAGAAUUUAGAGACAGAAGAGCCCCAUGAAGAGUGUUCAGGGAAAAAGAAGUCAAAAUUUAAGGCCUUCAAAAAAUUUUUUGUAAAAAAGAAGGACAGACGGAAAGAAGUACCUGUUCCCAUCAGGGAGAACAUUUUAAAGCCCAGCCAAUCCAGCAGUGAUGUCAGCGUAACAGGAGCCAGUUCCAGUGCCCUUCAUCCAGCACAAGACCUAGGGACAAAAGGCAAUAUGGGAAACAAGGCCUUAUCACAUGACAGUGUGUUUAUCGCUGAAGCAGAAAAUGCUCCCAAGGAGCUGUCCUCACAUGAAAAUCCCCCUGGGAAAGUAAAGGCUUUACAGCUACAGCUUCAGCAGAACAUCAGGAUGGGGUCCUCUCCUAAGAUCAUUGCUCGCAAGAAAAUGGAAGAUUCUGGUGCACUUUCAGAAGAUGAUGGGUUACCCAGAAGUCCUCCAGAGAUAAUAACUUUACAUGAAAUUUUGGCUCGCCCUUCAGAAAAGUCUUCCAACCCUGCACAGAGACGGAGUUCUUUGAGUUUAGGAGGGACUGACAGUGAGGAUGAUCAGCCAUUCAGUCCACUUCAAUCCAGUGGGGCUCCUCGUUCCAACACACCAGCUGGCUUACUGCUUCCAGUGGACUUUUCAUCUCCUGCCAGCCCUCUGGCCUGCCUGGAUAAUUCAGCAGCAAAGCACAGGAUUGCAGUGAAGCUGAAGAAGCAAAGAGGACCUGCUCUGAAACUGAAGCAAACUGAUGAAGAACAAUAUAAAGCUACGCAAACUUUACAUUUAGUAAGGUCUGAUGAAAAUGUGAACAACGAAGAAGACAAAAGCAAAGAAGAUGUAUUGGUACAGUCCCUUGAACUGGAUGGGACUCCUUUGCAAGUUGAAUCUGAAAUGGAAGAGACAAAGGAAGAAGAAGAAGAGGAGGAUGAAGACGAUUCCCCACAUGUUGUUUCUGUUACUCUGAUUCCUGGAGAUGAGCAAAGUAUUCCUCAAGAUGAAUUAACCUAUCGGGAGACAGACGUUGAUAUCCAUAGCAGUCUGGUACUUUCUGAAGACCAAGCAGAUGAUCACUGUGAAGAAACAGACAGGCAAGAACAGAAUUCUCACUAUUCUGACUCUGAAGACCAUGUAUUUGUGCAGAGUUAUAUCACAGCAGUUUCUGAUAAUUCAGAGAUUUCAAAUAAUACAGAGACCGAGACUUCAAAUUUUAUUGUUGACAAUGACAUAAAAUGUGAUUCAUCAAACAUUUUCCUAGAAAAUGAAGAGUGCACUGAGGUAAUUUCAUUAGUGGAAACCAUUGGUGCUAAAAGUAAAGAUGAUGAACAGGGUGGAGGCUCUGAUCUGGAUAUUUCUUUAUCAAGAACUGAAGACGAAGCACACAUCAGUAUGGGGAGCUCUUUAAUUGUAACAGAGUUGAACUUACCAGCUGCUGACCUGUUGCCUGAUACUUUAGCUACUGAUGCCUGUAACAGUAACAAAGCUGCAGAAACAGAAGAUGAGGCCUCUCUGAGUAUUACAAUGAGUGAAACUCUAGACACUGCAACACAGGACACAGAAACUAUGCUUGAGACUGAAAUAGCCAAAGAGGAAGACAAGUGUAUAACAACUGAUGAAGAUAUGUUCAACCUUAAUGGACAGCACACCGUGCCGGAAGCUGAAAAUUCAGGCCAAAACAUAUUAGAAGAGGACAACAGAAUAAAUCAGCCUUCACCUGAAUGUGAAGAAGAAAAUUUGCCUCUAGACUCAUUAGAAAAAGUGUUGAAGGACAGUAAGCCAAAUUCAAGACAUUCAGAAAGUCCCCAAAAAAGCUCUACAAAGCCAGUUCUGUUCACUGUAGCCCCAGUGUGGCAAAGAUCUCUCUCUGGGGGGUCCAGUGUGAAAGAAAGCAGCUUUUUCAGGAAUGUUAGUGCACACAGCAUUAAGCCAGAGAUGUUUGCUGGAAGUGCAAGCCUCCCAGAUUCAAGCAACUUAGAAGAUUCAAAAAAAGAAAAUGUUCCUAUAAUCAAAUCAAGCGAAGCUGAAUCAACAGUUGCCUUUGGGGUCCGGCUGAGAAGGACAAUAUCCACUUUAAAAUACAAUGAAGAAGAACAAGUUGGUGAAUUAAUAAAACAGAGUUGUUGUUCUUCUGAACCCACAUCACUAGUUAGUCAGGAUAUCCAAGACCCUGCAAAGAAAGCAGAAACACAAUCAGACAUUGUCAAUGUUUCUAAGCCAUCCCAAGCCAGCGAGGACAGAUGGCAACAAAAGACAAAACCUGAAGAGCUUUCACAAAAGCAGAACUAUGAACCAGCCUGGAUCUCAAUGGCAAAACAGAAACAGAAAGGAUUCCAGGAUCAUGUACUUGCCAGAGACCUGAGCACUGGCACAGAAAAGACGAGUGAACUUUUAGUGAAAAGAAAUGUCAUCAAUCUACAAAGCCCAGAGCUGAAGGAGAAUAAUAUGGAGCCUGCCUCUUCUGAUCUUGCAGCUUCUACAGCAGAUGUCCGACUGGAUCUUGAAAAGUCCACUCCACCUAUUGCAUCCCAGACUUCUGAGGAGCCUCCUUGGUUGUCUCUGGCCAAGAAAAAGGCUAAGGCAUGGAGCGAGAUGCCUCAGAUAGUGCAGUAGCAGUUCUCCCAAAGAUGCACACAUGCUUCUUUCAGACCAGCUGUUUCACUGUGAACAAUGGCAGCCAUAUAAAGCCUGCAAUGUCUAUAGCCAAGUACUGAAGCUGCUCUUCAUAUGAUGCUAGACUGUCUUUCUUAUGUUUCUUUUAGGAAACACAACAUGUAACUCAGGGAUGUCUAACUUGCAGCCCUCCUGCUGUUGGGGAACUAAAAUUUCAUACAUCUUUGGCUGUAGUUGAGCAACUGCUGAAAGGCUGCAGGUGGACUAUCCUUGAGGCAAAUGCUCUCACAUGCGAGUAAAAAUAAUACCGAUAUCACAGUAUACUUUGUUUUCAUUUUUAUUGACGUGGACUAUUACAUUUUUUAAGGAGGCGUAUCAAUAAACUAAAAUGAGUAUUUAUAAGAACAUGCAAGAAUUGUAUAGGUGUCAAAAACUCCCAUCAUCCUCAGUAAAUUCACUGCUGAGAAGGUUUGGUUCCUGAAGGCAAGAGGAAUGUGAAUUGUAUAAUCCUGCUAUAGAUAAGUCACUUGAUUGAGCUGUUUAGGUGCUUUGUAGGUUCUCUGCUAGAGAAUGGCUUUUAACUAUUAAAUAUAAAAACACAUUUAUGCUGUAAUGUGCUGGAGACUGCUAGUGAAGGCACCAAAGAAAGGAGCACAGCUGCAAAGUAGAUGUUGAGAUUUUUGUAACUGCAAUUGCCUUUAGGUAGUUUCCCUAUAAAUGUUAUGUUUUCUCUUAUAUAACAACAAUUUGCGGUAAUCAGUUAUACAGGCUUGUUCAAACACACUAGCCAUAAAAGGAGAGAACUCCAGUUGCAUCCAGAAGAGAGGACUAAUGUAUAAUCACUCAGCAGUUAUAAGGAGGUUUUGUGCUUAAAAUCAAAUGGUAUCUUGGAACCUGAUAAAACUUCCUUUCCGGGUAGCAAAUGUGUAGUUAAGAGUGUACAAGAAUCCAUAACAGACAAUAUACAAUUGCAGGGGACAUAAUUUAUUAGUGUGAAUGUCUGUUUUAACAGUACAGUAUAUGAAUUUGUUCCCUAUUAGUUACAGAAAAUAGUUUUUACUGCCUUAUCUGACAAUAUUUGUGCUCUUUCUCCUGGUACUGUAACUUCCUUUUAUUUUGUUGGGUGGAGUGUUAAGCUAGCACCCUUGCCUUGUGUUUGCUGUUAGUACUCUGAAUCCCUCUGGUUCUAUUCGAUUUCUAAACCAGAGAAAGAACAAAUAAUUUUGCUCAAAAUGUAAAUUAGCAGUGCACCUGAGACCAGUUUAAUGUCAAUGGUGCUAUCUGAAUGGGGAGCAACAAGUUUUAUUGUAGAUCCAAUUAAGUCUGUUCUUUUAAGGGAACUUUGUCAGCACAGGAAUUUUGUGUAAUAAAACAGUAUUUUCAUGUAUUCAGCAACUAGUACUGGCCACAUCAACGUUAAAAGAUGUUUUUACAUGUUAAGUUUACCACUUAACCCUCCUUUUCUAGGGAAUCACCAAUGCACAGCACAAGAGGAGAAAGCUCAUGUCUCAUUUUCAGAAUACAGAUUUUAAAGUGCCUGGUACUGAAAAUUUCCAGGGGGAAGGCUCUCAAAAAUGUCCAAGAACCCAAAGGUGCACAGGCAAAGCAGCAUCAAACUAUUAGGUUUCUGAGUCGCUGAUCCGCCUGAGCCAUAGGUCACUUAUUCACAAGAAACUUUCUGGCUGUAGCAUUUCUUAAGAAACGAAAAUUCUGAGAUUAGUUGAGAUCUUCUAGUACUACUUACUAUAUUCCAAGGAACUUCAACUUUUAGCAUUUCAAUUAUUGAACUAUAGUUCCCAGCAUUCCCCAACAGAUGCUGGAUAUUGGAGUGGAUCAGCUGAAGGGUUGCAGGGUGGCCAUUGUAAUAUCCUGGCCCAGAGGUCCUCAUUUCUAGUGGUACCAAAGCAGUUACAUAUGUGGUAACCUCCUUAAUAAGUUAAACUUUUGGCACAAUUGGUAUUUGUCUCUAGCAUGGAAAUAAUUAACAAUCAUAUAUUCUAAUAAAAUUACAAUAUACAGAAUGUGCCACUUUUCUAUGGAGCAAUAGUUGCCUGCAGGUCCAUUUCCGCAUGGAAAUACCCAAAGACUAAGGUAUCCUGCCUCAGAGACAAUUGUUAUCUGCAGAUUUACCAGCAUUUGUAGUUAAGGAACUAUGCACUUUUCCUGUGGCUGCAGAAUGAUUUGUAUUCUCUAUAAUAAGAAUAUUAAGGCAAACAAUCCAUCUUGUAGUAAACCUACGAGUGAUCAGUAUAGAACCUGCCUAUAUCCCCAUGAUAUCUGUAUUCCUUAGAGAAACAUGGGUUUUCAUACAUGUAUUGUAUAUAUGUAACAUGCUUGCACUGUAUUUCAAAGCCUUUGCCUUAUAUUACUAUUUUUGUACUCUUUUUGAAAAGAAUUUUGUAUAACAUUUUGUCCAUAAUGUGUUUAUGUUAAUUAUUAUUAAAUGCUAAGCUGCUCUUUAUGUCUUUACUUUCAUUUCAGUUCUAUCUGAUUAAAUAUAUAUGUGUUUUAUUUA